AAACACAAACAAAAAUCUACUUUCUUCUCCAUAGGGUAUGGCGGAAAAAGAAUCAAGUGAACUCGGGAUUACAAAAGCAUCUUCAGUGCAAGAGAGAAUCAAAAAUAAUCGAAAGCGAAAGCUUGAAACUUCCGAAAACCAGCAACGAAGCUGGGGCUCCUUGAGAAGUUGCGGAUUGGCCCUAGGGUUUGAUAAGGAUUGGUGUUCUUAUGAAGAAAUUCAGUCUACUUGGGAAUAUAAUUAUGAAAUCGCCCUUUUUGCUAGGAUUGGACUCCACUGUCACAAUUUGCAGAAGGGAACAAACUAUAAGUUUAAACGCUUGGAAAAGUGUGGUACUCACUCGACUAGAUACGAGGACUACUACAUAACUUUCGAGGCAACGGAUCCGACCAGCAGCUCGGUCUUCUCUUUUCAGACCAUGUUAGGCAAUGAUUAUAAGAAUCUUACUUGGGGUAUCGGUCUUACGUUGGCGAGCUUAGCCGCCAGAAUCAAAGCAACACAUGGUACCGAGAGUGUGGAUGAAGUUUGGGACAUGGCUGCAAUAGAUGAUUCCUACAAAGGUCCGAUGCCCAAAUGGUUUUCUGAUGAGGCCUUGGUCCGUGACGAUAAAAAGUUUUACGUGGUGCAAGAAUCAGAGCUGCAUGAGAAUGACUGGCUGCAACUGCUCAUGGAAGUCGCCUUCUACUCCAAAACAGAGAGUGGUGUAAGCGCUUGCAAACCCUUGGAGAUCAAGAAGGUUGUUGUAGAAACUUUAGAAGAAUACACAACAGAGGCUCGUGAGAAGCUCAAGGCAGAUAAUGCAAUCUUCUACAUAAGUUACAAGUGUAUUGCUGAUCCUUCAACACCCUGGGCUGGUGAGCACGACGCUAUAAUAAGGAAAACCAUGGAUGGGAAACCAGGGCACAUGAGCCUUGAAGUUGCUGUCACUAAGGAACAAAUAGAAGACAGAGAGACAUGAGGAUCUUGUCUGCUAUAUAAUCUAUCAGCUGCUAUCUAUUGGAAACUUUUUAUCAUGUUAGUGUUUAUUAUCUAUGCACGGAUGUUGUGUGUCUUUGCUUGUGUUUAUGUCUUCGACUCUUUGGACUAGAACGGAGUGGGGUCUAUGUUUAAAAUCUCUACUGAAGGAUUUCUAUUUGCAAUGCAUAAUUAUUAUGAGUAACACCCACAAGUGCAUCUUCUCCUUACAGUUGAAUGGUUGAUUGAGAUUAUACAUCACAGUUUUGUCUGAGACGGAGACAUUUGCAUAUCAGUGGUCACUGUGUCCAAUGUUGGCUUGGACGACUCGUGUCGUAUGCCACCACGGGUAUACGGCGUGGGGAUGGGGCCUAUAAUCGCGAUGCUACAAUGGCUCUAAUGGCCUUGCGACUUAGCUAUCGUCUUUAAAUGCUUUGGUCUCAUUCACAGUAAAUCUACUUUGGUUCU
This is a messenger RNA of Arabidopsis arenosa, 1422 nucleotides long. NCBI's taxonomy places the organism in Eukaryota, Viridiplantae, Streptophyta, Magnoliopsida, Brassicales, Brassicaceae. The record is from the annotation of a GenBank genome assembly.